Molecule: messenger RNA, 555 nt
Organism: Ilyonectria robusta
Lineage: Eukaryota; Fungi; Ascomycota; Sordariomycetes; Hypocreales; Nectriaceae
Exons: 1
Coding region: 1-555 (184 amino acids)
Source: RefSeq, a predicted model, not a curated record
AUGUUUCCCAAAGAAGGCACCGAUAUCUCUGCAGCCGCCAACUUCAUCAAGUCAACUGUCGAGAAUCAUGACCUCCACCCUCGGGCAGAUGUCGGUGAGCAGUUGAUAUCUUGGACAGUCGAAGCCUCGCCAAGUGAAGUCACCAAGUUGGAGGACUAUGGUGGCAUUGCUCGCAUUGUCAAGUUUGAGAUUCCUGCACAUCAAGAAAAACAGCGGCGAAGAAAGAGCAUUGUUAUAGAAGGCAUCUACAAAAUCUACCCCGUGGAUCGCGACAACCAGGAUCAGUGCAAGGCAAUUAGCGCGUCCCUCGAGGUCCUUCUCAGCGACAAGGUUAGGGAAAGGCACUGGAAUGACAGGAUUGAGAGCUGGACGGUCGAAUUGACUGAUGACCAGGUGAGGCAAGUCGAGGGGAUCGAUGGCGUUAAAUCCUUGGGUCGAGUUCAUAGAGAUAGCCGACGUCCCGUGGUCCGAAGACUUCCAAAACCAUCAACUUCUCCGAAUCUAUCGAGCCCUUGGAAAAGCCAGACACUGUCACGGGCGGUUAGAGGCAACUAG